Molecule: messenger RNA, 2149 nt
Organism: Plectropomus leopardus (leopard coralgrouper)
Lineage: Eukaryota; Metazoa; Chordata; Actinopteri; Perciformes; Serranidae
Gene: paf1
Product: PAF1 homolog, Paf1/RNA polymerase II complex component
Biological process (GO): transcription elongation by RNA polymerase II
Cellular component (GO): Cdc73/Paf1 complex
Molecular function (GO): RNA polymerase II complex binding; chromatin binding
Source: RefSeq, a predicted model, not a curated record
UGUAUCGCCGGGUCGAAAUAAAAAUGCUAUUCACAUUCUGAUUUAAGUGUAAUUUAAAAGUUGUCUAUAGUUAAAAUUUGGCCAAACAUUUUGGCUUUCAUCGGGCGUAUUUUUGUUUAAUAUCUGUGCAAACAAAUAAAUUCGCUUUCAGUCGUAAGCAGUUUGGCGUAAGCAUGGCUCCAACGAUUCAGACACAAUCUCAACGAGAAGACGGCCACAGUAGGCCCUCCUCUCAUCGAACUGUUCCAGAGAGGUCAGGGGUGGUCUGUCGAGUGAAGUACUGCAACAGCCUGCCCGACAUCCCUUUUGACCCCAAAUUCAUCACAUAUCCAUUUGAUCAGCACAGGUUUGUACAGUAUAAAGCCACUUCUCUGGAGAAGCAGCACAAGCAUGAGCUCCUGACUGAGCCAGACCUUGGGGUCACCAUCGAUCUCAUCAACCCAGACACCUACCGCAUUGACCCCAACAUACUGUUGGAUCCCGCUGAUGAAAAACUUUUGGAGGAGGACAUCCAGGCUCCAUCCAGUUCAAAGAGGUCACAGCAGCAUGCCAAGGUGGUCCCGUGGAUGAGAAAGACAGAAUAUAUUUCUACAGAGUUUAACAGAUAUGGCGUUUCCAACGAGAAAGUGGAAGUCAAGAUCGGUGUAUCCGUCAAACAGCAGUUUACAGAGGAAGAAAUCUACAAAGACAGGGACAGCCAGAUUUCUGCUAUUGAGAAAACAUUUGAAGAUGCACAGAAACAGAUUUCGCAGCACUACAGUAAACCCAGAGUUACUCCUGUGGAGAUUCUACCUGUGUUCCCAGACUUCAAGAUGUGGAUCAACCCAUGUGCUCAGGUCAUCUUUGACUCUGAUCCUGCGCCGAAAGACAUGUCAGGACCAGCAGGAGUGGAAAUGAUGUCUCAGGCCAUGAUCAGAGGUAUGAUGGAUGAGGAAGGAAAUCAGUUUGUGGCCUACUUCCUGCCCAAUGAAGAAACAAUUCGCAAGCGCAAGAGAGACUGCGAUGAGGGCAUGGACUAUAUGCCUGAGGAUCUGUAUGAUUACAAGAUAGCCAGGGAGUACAACUGGAACGUGAAGAACAAGGCCAGCAAAGGUUAUGAGGAGAACUACUUCUUCAUCUUUAGAGAUGGAGAUGGUGUUUACUACAAUGAGCUGGAGACAAGGGUGCGUCUGAGCAAGAGGAGAGCCAAGGCCGGAGCCCAGUCCACCACAAACGCCGUGCUGGUGUGUAAGCACAGAGAGAUGAACGAGAAAGAGCUGGAAGCCCAGGAAGCCCGUAAAGCUCAACUGGAGAACCAUGAGCCAGAAGAUGAGGAGGAAGACAUGGACAUGGAUAAGGACUUACAGGACUCAGGUGAUGAGAAGGACAAGGGCAGCGGCAGCGAGGCAGAGAACUCUGGUAGUGAAUCUGAAAGGGAAGAUGAAGACCGGGAACAGAGAGGAGAGGAGGAUGAAGAGGACGAGGACAGACAGAAGCGGAGGAGGAAGGCAAGCGGCAGUGGAAGCGAGAGCGGCGAGGAGAGGACCAGAGAAAUGCGAGACGAGGAAGAGAUCUUCGGCAGUGACGAUGACAGCGACGACAACGAGAACAACAAGAACUCGGCCAGGAGCAGCGGGGAGGAGGGGAGCGGGAGCGAGGAUGAGGGAGGGAACAGAGGAGGCAGCAGGAGUCGCAGUGCUUCUCCAGCACACAGCGACCGCAGCAGUGACCACUCAGGGACCCGGGCUCAGAGCGGAAGUGGGAGUGAGAGAGGAUCGGACUCCAGUGACGCCAGUGACAGUGAAUAAGAGCUGUGGUCCAGACAGCACGGUAUUGGCCACCUUUCUUAUCUGUAUAUUCAGCUCCAAACACGGCAGUGUUGCCCUGUUGCUGACCGCUACAUUAAUAUUAGCUCCGUCUGGGGAUGUAAUUUCUUAUGAUUGCAGAUAUCAAGUGAAAUUUGUGUGCGAGAUGCUCAUUGGUUUUGGACCAGGGCCAUCUCUCUCCAAUUUUAAUUGUAGAUUUAACUCUCAAACCAAUAGCUAUUUGUACACCAUUCUUUUGUUUUUGUCUGUCAGAUAUUUAGUGUCCUUAUCCCUCUGCUUUUGAUUUGUCAUUGUGUUACGGCUUUGAAACUGAUAUUAAAAUGCAGGUGACAUUUUGUAACAAA